Messenger RNA from Fusarium pseudograminearum CS3096, 1338 nucleotides. RefSeq lists its product as uncharacterized. Bases 1 to 1338 code for a protein of 445 amino acids. The transcript is spliced from 2 exons. The record is from RefSeq and is a predicted model, not a curated record. Gene Ontology annotation, molecular function: zinc ion binding; protein binding. NCBI's taxonomy places the organism in Eukaryota, Fungi, Ascomycota, Sordariomycetes, Hypocreales, Nectriaceae. Gene Ontology annotation, cellular component: cytoplasm; nucleus.
AUGCUGCUUCUUUACAACUUUGAUGUUGAUGAGAAAGAUAAGUACGGAAACACUGCCUUCAACAAAAUCACGGACAAGACCACUAUACCGGUUUUAGAAACUCUCAAAACCUGGGGCGCAUCGAUUGAUAUAGCGAAUGAGGAAGGGGAGGUACCUCUUUGCAACGCCAUCAGAUUCUCCAACGAACCUGUUUCUAACUGGCUUGUCAAGCAAGGUGCAAACGUCAAUAUCAGUAUCGGCAAGCAAGAAUCGAUUCUUCACAUAGCAUGUUCUGAGGGAAGUCUCGAGAUGGUGAAGCUGUUGCGCAAGAACAAUGCGACCCUUUCCUCAGUCAACCAUGACAAUAGCACUCCACUGCAUAUAGCUCUGCUUCGCUCCGAUGAAGGAAAAGAGGCGAUCGUCUACUACCUGCUUAGCAUGAAGGGGUUGGAUGUCAACCACAGCAGCGAAGCUUGGGGGAGCUGUUUGAGUAUAGCCUGCCUUAACACCGGCAUCAACGUGGUUGAAGCUUUGUUGAAGAGAAACGCGAUUGUGGAUUCAAAAGACAAGAUGGGGAGAGUGCCAAUGCACUUUGCACUUUACCGAACCACUACUUAUAUCAAUACUCUCCUUCAAGCAAACGCCAGUCUCGAGACUAUCGAUCUCAUGGGACGAAACGCACUACACUUUGCAGUAGUCAGCGGACGACUCGAUGUCGUGACUCUUGUUCUGAACAAGCACCCAGACUACAUUCACCAGACAGAUAUUGACGGUUGGUCACCUCUUAUGUGGGCUGUAAGGAUCUGCGGAAAAUGGGAUACGCGAGAAGAUGAGCGUACGAAGAUCAUUUCAGAACUAAUUGCACGAGGCGCCAACCCGCAUAUUUCUGGCGAAGGACUUGAUCGAAAAUGGACGGCAUGCGAUCUUGCUUAUUAUUAUGGUCACGGCCGAGACGUGAUCGAUCUUCUGGAGCCCCAAGAUGAAAUGCUUGAGCACGGAGAGCUACAAGACAAGGACAUUGACAAUCAGAGAGCAGCAAAAAUUAUCAAAGACAAUUACUGCGACGCAUGCUUGCUGAACAAUUAUGGAUUCAGGUUUCAAUGCGAUGUGUGCGAGGAUUUUGAUCUCUGUUUCAAGUGCUAUCGCUCGCAGAACACUAUUCACCCCAAGCAUAGCUUUACUAAUCCCAGCGGCCGUUGUGUGUGUGCAGAAGACUCUUCAUCAGAUGGAAGCUCAUCAGAUUCGGGCAGUACAGAAGAGGAGACAAGCAGCGAGGAAGAGGGCAAUGGAUCCGGAGGUGGAUCUGGGGAAGAGUCUGAUGAUGGUUCUGAUGCUGAAUCACAAAAUGAUUCGUGCUGA